This is a messenger RNA of Psylliodes chrysocephalus, 2016 nucleotides long. The record is from the annotation of a GenBank genome assembly. NCBI's taxonomy places the organism in Eukaryota, Metazoa, Arthropoda, Insecta, Coleoptera, Chrysomelidae.
AUGUCACAUGCCCCGUGGCUUACAACAGCCAACAGAAUGCUACGCCUUUAUAUCGCUACUAAAAAUCCAUCUCCCACUCAAGUUAUUUUAACCGAAUUUAUUUUAAAGGUCUACGCACCUGUUUGGUUCGCAAUUAAAACAAAACCAUAUAUUUGCGAUGGAGCGAGAUACCUGUGCAAAGCUAUUAAUGCUUCAAGAGGAUUCCCAGAUAACGUUAAACAUAUAACUAACAAAGUCUUUGCCGACAAUGCAUAUUUUGCCCACCCUAAGAACCUACUUUUCGCAAUGCUAAGCGACCCACGUCCAUACAUUAGAGAAUUAGCUGCAAGAAGAAUUAAAAAAUGUAGGAUGCAAACUAAUAAAAUGAUCCUUCCAAGUUUUUCAUCAGCUGAUGAGCAUCGAGAGCAUCCAGAUUCCAGUGUACAAUCAAAUACGAAAGCUCCUGAAAAUGGAGAUGAAAAUAUUUCAGAUGCAACUCCAGUUUCUGUUAAUGUAGAUGAGACGCCAUCAACAACAGGAUCAAUAUUUAAUAAGGCAAAAACUUGUAUAUUUUGUAACUGUAAACAAAAGAAAAGUGGAAAUAAGGUAAUCAGUCUUAUACAUCCACAGAAUGAAGAAUUCUCUCAUCGUCUACAAAGAAUGGCAACUAUUCUACAUGAUUCCAAAAUUCUUUUAAAACUGAAAAGUCAAUCUAUUGCUUAUCAUAAACCUUGUUAUGCAGGUUAUCAAACUAAAGAAAGGCGGCUCUUUGAUGAACACGUGGAGACUAGUUGGCAUGCGUCUCGAGAUCUUCAUAAACAGGCUUUCGAAUGUAUAUCAAAUUAUAUAGCAGAAGAGAUAAUUGUAAAUAACAAGGUUAUGUAUCUAGCGAAAUUAUUCUUGAGAUACCAAGCUGUGAUAUUAGAAUUCGAAAAUGAUAUCAUAGAACCUGCUGAUCUCGUCAAUUAUCGUGUUGAAACUUUAGAAAAAAAAUUGUUGAAAAACUUUGGUGAUACUAUUACUAUUGAAGCAUCAACUGGACCACGUCAUCAAAAAAUCGUUUACAAAACUGAUAUUGAAGUUUCAAUUAUGGCUAACAAUACUAAAUUUUUAGAGAGGAAAAAUGAUGAAAAAUUUGAUGAAGUAUCUUUUCAUUUGAGAAAUUGCAUUAAGAAAAAUUAUCAUCAACCGUUACCCAGCCGCUUAACAGCUGAUGAUGUGAUGCGUGGGGAAUGUGAAAUCCCAAAAUUACUGUAUGAUUUCAUGAUGAAUCUCGUAAGAGGUCCUGAUACUUCAAACAAAAAAUCACACGAAAUUGUAAUACAAGUAACCUCAAUAUGCAGUGAUAUUAUUUAUGCUGUCACUAGGGGAAGGUGUAAGCCAGCUAAAAAAUUAACUCUCGGUUUAGCAGUAAAGUCUCUCACUAAUUCUCGUCAAGUCAUGACAAUGCUAAAUAGAUAUGGUCAUGCGAUAAGUUAUAAUUUGGCUGAAGAACUCGAGACUGAAAUGACUUAUACUUCGGUUCAAGACAAUAACAUCAUACCAACUGGUAUCAUUCCAACUGAUGGAUGCAGUACGCACGUAGCAUUCGAUAAUUUCGAUCGUUUCGUUGAUACGACAUCGGGAAAGGACACAAUGCAUGACACUGUUGGUAUUAUUUACCAGUUUCCUCCAACACAAGCUGAAGAUUCCAAUGUUGAAGCUACGACCUCUUCAAUGUCUCUGAUUGAUGAUAAUAAUACAGAAGCGCAGGAACCUUCACGUAAAAGAAGUAAAAGAAGAACUUUUACUGGAAUUUCACGAGAUGUCCAGGCGUAUUAUUCAAAACCUACAACUAGUAUGGAACUGAUUAGUACAAAUUCAUUUAUUAAUACUAUUGAGGCAUAUAACGGCGCAACAGAGAUUGCAAUAAAGAAAGAUAUUUUAUGGGUUCUUUCCUUGCUCCGAAACGAUUCAGUUUCCAUAUGGCUGGGAUUUAACUGUAUGACGUCGAUUGAUUUAAGUGAAAUUCAAAAUUGGAAUAUUUACCCCCAAUAA